AUGCCCGUGCAGUGUUUCAACCAGCAAGAGAAGCGUUGGAGCGAGGGCAUCGUAACUCGGAGAUAUCAGCACGGGAGAACCAUCGUUUUCGACGUGGAGAGCAAGGGCCACAUUCUUCGCAUGCUGCCGGCGGGUCGGCUACGGCUCAGUCGCUUUGCUGUGGGAGACACCGUGGAGUACUGGUCAGCGACCUCCAAGUCCUGGGUCCAAGCCAAGGUGAAUCGGACAGCUGCCUCCCAUCAUUCUGCAGGGCUAGGGGUUGGAGAGAUGGGAUAUCUACACACGAGCUUACACUAUACAUGUAAAUUAACAGUAACACAUGUUCUCCGCAUUUUUUUAGGGAAAAUUUGCCAAGCAAGUCUGAGACCAUCCCCUUUCAGAUCAUGUACUGUAUGGAUAUGCCAUGAUAUGUCCACAACUUGGGUACUGUAG
This is a messenger RNA of Cladocopium goreaui, 432 nucleotides long. The record is from the annotation of a GenBank genome assembly. NCBI's taxonomy places the organism in Eukaryota, Dinophyceae, Suessiales, Symbiodiniaceae.